Molecule: messenger RNA, 750 nt
Organism: Triticum aestivum (bread wheat)
Lineage: Eukaryota; Viridiplantae; Streptophyta; Magnoliopsida; Poales; Poaceae
Product: mediator of RNA polymerase II transcription subunit 11
Exons: 3
Coding region: 130-477 (115 amino acids)
Biological process (GO): regulation of transcription by RNA polymerase II
Cellular component (GO): mediator complex
Molecular function (GO): transcription coregulator activity
Source: RefSeq, a predicted model, not a curated record
UUUUUUUCAGAAAACUUGUGCUGAAACAGGCUUCUAAGCCCACCAGCACAUCACAUUAAAAAAAAGGGAAAAUCUCAAGGUCGCAUCCCGAACGCCGCCCUCGCCUACCUCUCUUCCUCGCCGGCGGCGAUGACCCCGCAGGGUAAGAGCAGCUCACUGGAGCGCCUCCACGACGUUGAGCAGCGGAUAGUACGGGUGGUGGAGCUGUCGGGCGCGGUCAUGGAGGAGCUUGGAAACUCGCAGGGUCCCCGCGCCGGCGCCGUAGACGCCCACUGCCGCGAGUUCAUGCUCUAUAUGAAGGAAAUACAAACAACUUUGCGUGAGGAAAUAAAAAGUGCUUGUGAAUAUCGUCCAUUUGAGAAGUGCGACUAUAGUGCAAGAAUCGCUAACGAGAUUUGUUGCAAAAAGCUGGAGUAUGUAAUUGAGAAGAUGGAUGCCAUGCAACUAAACAUGGAGCAAAGUUCUAAUGGAGUUUAGCUAGUUAACAGGCAUUCUAGUACCCGGUGGUGAGGUGGUGAGUGCAAAGGCAUCAUGUGGCUUCCCAACUCCAAUUCCUUAUGUUCUCUUGCUAUACCUAGUGCACGUGUUAUAUUGUUUGUUUAACUUGAGGUCAUUAAAGGAUGUAGAUGAGAAUAAUUGUAAUAAACUAAAAAGUAGAUAUAUUGCUCAUAAGAUGUUACUAGUGCUGUACUGCUGUGCAUGCCAUUGAUUUCAUAUAUCAAAGCAUUACAGCUCUUUCAGAUCCUUCAA